Pongo pygmaeus (Bornean orangutan) is the source of this 882-nucleotide messenger RNA. RefSeq names its product glutathione S-transferase-like. Gene Ontology annotation, molecular function: glutathione transferase activity. The transcript has 6 exons. NCBI's taxonomy places the organism in Eukaryota, Metazoa, Chordata, Mammalia, Primates, Hominidae. The record is from RefSeq and is a predicted model, not a curated record. Bases 334 to 771 code for a protein of 145 amino acids. Gene Ontology annotation, biological process: glutathione metabolic process; xenobiotic metabolic process.
CUUUCACAGUUGCCAACUUCAUGAUACUGCACUGUUCCUUUGUUGCUUUCAGUUCUCCAAGAUAUAGUUCAUUCCUUUAUAUUUAAUGUUCUGUGCUAAAGUACCUGAUGUGGUUCUGUCUCCCGGCUAGACCCUGAAACAAUGGAAAGGAGAACUGCCUCAACUUCAGGUGGAACCCUGAUGUAUGGACAAGUGCCCAUGGUUGAAACUCAUGGAAUGAAUUAGAUGGAUCUUCCCUAAUAUUUCAAAGGAACAGCAUGCCGCUGAAAACACUUGGCUUUAGCUCCUGGAACAAUGUUCCAUGAGAACACCUGAUAACUAAGCAGGAUUCACAUGUAUGUAGAAGGCUUGAAGGACCUGAGUGACAUGAUUAUGUUCUGGCCACUCUCUCUGCCUGAAGAGAAGGAGAUGAAUCUUGCAUACAUCCUUGCAAGAGCCACUACAAGAUUAUUCCCCAUCUGUGAGAAGGCACUGAGAGACCAUAGACAAGAUUUUCUCGUGGGCAAUCGGCUGAGUUGGGCUGAUACACAGCAAUCUGAAGUCAUCUUAAUGACUGAAGAGUGCAAACCCAGUGUCCUCUUGGGCUUUCCUCUGCUACAGAAAUUCAAGGCCAGAAUCAGCCACAUCCUCACAAUUAAUAAAUUUCUCCAACCUGGAAGCCAAAGGAAGCCUCCACUGGAUGAAGAAUCCAUUAAGACUGUGAAGAACAUAUUUAAACUUGAACGUGGCAUGUUUCUUAAAAACAUGAGCACUGCAGUAGCUAAGUAUUAACAAAUGAAACAAAGUCUAAGAAACGUAGUAAAUAUUUCACUGUGCAUUUGUAGCAGACCCAUAAAAAUAUCAUAAAGCCACAUUAAUGUAAUAAAGUAAUAAAACAUGAGG